GCAUGAAGUGGUGUUUGUCUCCGAACACAUCUUGUUCUCUGACCAGCUAUAUUUCGACUGCAAAUGAAGUGAAAAAAUUGCAGGUAACUGCCUUGUAGUACUGGCUGUAUGUCUGGUCAAAAGCUUGCGGAGUCCAACAGGUUAUUUCAUUGUUUCAUUAGCAUUCGCGGAUUUGAUUGUUGGGAUGGUGGUAAUGCCCCUCAACGGGCUUUUUGAAAUGACCGGACAUGUUUGGUUGCUAGGCUCGACAAUGUGUGACGUCUUCCAUGCAAUGGAUAUUUUAGCAAGUACAAGUUCAAUCUGGAGCCUUUGUGUGAUUGCUGUUGACCGAUAUAUUGCUGGGAGGGACCCACUGCAGUAUCGUAACAAAAUAUCCAAACGACGAAUUUCAGUUGCUAUAUCGUUAAUUUGGCUUUUCAGUGCAAGUUAGUU
This is a messenger RNA of Gongylonema pulchrum, 432 nucleotides long. The record is from the annotation of a GenBank genome assembly. NCBI's taxonomy places the organism in Eukaryota, Metazoa, Nematoda, Chromadorea, Rhabditida, Gongylonematidae.